CUCCGACGCAGUAGCGUUACAACGAGUUGAUUUAGGGGAUUGGGGUUUUUUCAUUUGUGUUUUUCACUGAGGACUUUCUGUAGGACCAUCAGCACCUCCAUCUCUAGGAAAUAUGAGUUCCGUCAACACAGACCAGCGGCUUGACCAUCUCCUCAGCGCCGUGGAGAGCGAGUUCCAGAAGGGAAGCGAGAAAGGCGAUGCGUUGGAGAGGGAUAUUAAAGUGGGGCUUGAAGACGUGGAUCUUUGGACGAAGUUUAAGGAACUCACGAACGAAAUGAUUGUGACCAAGACUGGCAGGAGGAUGUUUCCAGUUCUCAGAGCUAACGUAUCGGGGCUGGACCCCAACGCAAUGUACUCAGUCCUACUGGACUUUGUAGCGGCUGACAAUAAUCGGUGGAAGUAUGUCAACGGGGAAUGGGUUCCGGGCGGCAAACCGGAGCCUCAGAGCCCCAGCUGCGUGUACAUUCACCCGGACUCUCCCAACUUCGGCGCGCAUUGGAUGAAAGCGCCCAUUUCUUUCAGCAAGGUCAAACUCUCCAACAAGCUCAACGGAGGGGGGCAGAUUAUGUUGAACUCUCUACACAAAUACGAGCCUCGCAUUCACAUCGUGAAAGUGGGAGGGAUUCAGAAAAGGAUUAACAGCCAGUCAUUCCCCGAGACGCAGUUCAUCGCAGUGACUGCUUAUCAGAACGAAGAGAUCACUGCUCUGAAAAUUAAACACAACCCCUUUGCAAAGGCGUUUCUUGACGCUAAAGAAAGGAGUGAUCACAAAGAUAUCCCAGAACAUUCCAGCGAUGGCCAGCAGUCGGGAUAUUCACAAAUUGGAGGAUGGUUUCUCCCUGGCAACGGUUCCAUCUGCCCCAGCACGAACCAGGCCCAGUUUGGCGGUGGAUCGUCUCUCUCCUCUGGGUCUUAUUGUGAGCGAUACUCUGGCCUGAGAAACCACAGAGCAGCACCGUACCCCAGCCACUACUCUCACAGAAACUCCUCUCCGAAUAAUUACAUGGAUAACUCUUCUUCUGGAUUGACUUCUCAUGAUAGCUGGUCCGGUCUGCAGAUCCCCAACUCCAGUGGGAUGGUCUCCCUCUCUCACACCACCAACUCUGCCACAAACUCCAGUCAGUACCCAAGCUUGUGGUCGGUCGCCGGCACCUCUCUCAACCCUGGCUCCCCCUCGGGCUCCAUCACCAGCGGCCUGACGUCGCAGUUCCUCCGCGGAUCCUCAGUCUCUUAUACAGGCCUGGCCUCUUCCAUGCCAGCACCUUCUGGGUCCCCCAUGUACGACAGCACCCUGAGUGACGUGGGCGGGAACGAGGCCCAGUUCGAGAGCUCCAUAGCGAGGCUCACCGCAUCCUGGGUGCCCUUGGCUCAGAGUUACUGACUGGAGUAACCGUGGCAACCAAUGCAGUGGAGCUGGCCCUGUCUUUAGCGGGUGUGAGGCCUGUGCUUUCUGAACAGCCUGUCCACCGCAGGCUCGCCACUGGGUUAAGCUGAGAUUUUCUGAACUGGUAUUAGAAAAAAAAAGAACUCUACCUCAGUGAAAAUCCUUUGAACAUUUUCCUUUUCACUUCUUGAGCAUGGGGAAGGUCGGCAUGGACAACGAGUGGAGCCUGGCAGGCAGAUCGACAGUAUGAAUCUCUUGGGUGCCUGCGAGGAUGAGGACUGUCCAGCUGUGACACAGUCACAAAGGAAUAAAGCUUGUUGAUACACCAUGAAGUACUUGAGUUACGAAACAAUAUCCCUGUGCACAGCUCUGGCCAAAAGUUUUACAUCACCUAGAAUUUUAGGAUUGAGACAAUCAUAAUAAUAAAAAAAUAUAUUUAUGAACAUAAUCUAGAUCUUUUAUUUAACGUCAUGUAAUCAAAGAAACUACAAAAUGAUAUCGCAAGUGUCUACCAGAAGCCGUAAUAGCAGUGCAGUAUUUCAUGUUAGAAUUUGAAAUGUCACAUUUUUCAAUUUGUCCGUUUUUUAUGUGGGGAAAAUUGCAAAGUGGUAUGUAAUUCAAUAUGUGAACAUAACAUUAUUCAGCAGGUUUCAUGCGACUAUGAAGCAAAUGUAGUUAAUUCUAUAAGGUGAUGUAAAACUUUUAGACAUAACUGUAAAAGUGAUGUUACACAGUUGUAUUAUUUUUGUAUUGGUCCAGAUUACUAUCAGCUAUUGCUAGUUUUCAAGUAGAACCCCCUGGAUUAACACUUGUAUGAUUAAGUUUUUAAAACUUUUUUUUUUCUAUUUAAGUAUCAGCUGACUUCAGAGCAGAAUACAGGACUGUAUUUAAUUUAUAUCAACUGAACUUGAACUAUGCAUUUCCAGUACUACCCACUUGUAUGUUAAUGUCAAAUGUUUUUAGUAUCGAAACUAUCCUAUUGUUAAAACAAUGUAUAAACACAUCAGUCAAUGUUUAAUUUGUGAUGCAACAGAUGAAAGGGAAGGGAGUUUGCAAUAACAGAGAGUGCUUCAGAUAUUUAAAACAUUGCUGAAAAAAGCACACUUUACCUUUAUGUCUACAGAUGGUUUGUUAGGUCAAAAGUCUUGUUAAAUUUCAUCCUGAAAUACUGUAUAUAUUUUGUUUGUUUAUUUUAGGCAACAUGAACACGUGAGCUUUAUUUAUGUAAUUUUAAAAGUAAAUUAAUGUUUUUUGGAAACAAUUAA
This is a messenger RNA of Acipenser ruthenus (sterlet), 2649 nucleotides long. Its product is annotated as T-box transcription factor T-A. Gene Ontology annotation, molecular function: RNA polymerase II cis-regulatory region sequence-specific DNA binding; DNA-binding transcription factor activity, RNA polymerase II-specific. Bases 113 to 1381 code for a protein of 422 amino acids. NCBI's taxonomy places the organism in Eukaryota, Metazoa, Chordata, Actinopteri, Acipenseriformes, Acipenseridae. Gene Ontology annotation, biological process: mesoderm formation; somitogenesis; cell fate specification. The transcript has 8 exons. Gene Ontology annotation, cellular component: nucleus. The record is from RefSeq and is a predicted model, not a curated record.